AUGGGUGCGAGUAAUUGGAAAGGUGCAUCAAAGGAAGAUGUUAUUGGAAGCAGAAUUGAUGAAGAUGAGGCUGUAGAUAGGUUGAAGGAAAUUUUGGGAGGUUUCGGUGGAUUAGGAGGCGAUUUUCUGGGGAAGUUCUUGGAAGAUGAUGUCGAAGAAUGGAAACAAAGAAUUGGAAAUGCUUCCACUCAGUUCAGCAACGAGCACAAGAACGGGGGCAAAAUUCGGCGAGAGUCUGCUGAAAAGGCGUGGAAAUCGUAUUGCGAGGAGGUCUUCCAGGAAUGGCAGUCCGAUGCAAUGGUCAGCACCGAAAUGAAGUAUCGUACUUUUGAGGAAGCCCUUGCUCAGAUGAAAGGCGGUUUGAAUGGACAAUUUGACAUUGAAAGUUUCUGA
Cadophora gregata is the source of this 393-nucleotide messenger RNA. RefSeq lists its product as uncharacterized. The record is from RefSeq and is a predicted model, not a curated record. NCBI's taxonomy places the organism in Eukaryota, Fungi, Ascomycota, Leotiomycetes, Helotiales, Ploettnerulaceae. The coding region runs from base 1 to 393 and encodes 130 amino acids. The transcript is spliced from 3 exons.